AUGAGUCAAUCAGCAGCACUAAAGAAAAAGGGUUCGAAUCCGAACAAAGCUCAAAGUCCACUGAAGAAUCUGAACUUUGAUAUGCAAUACCGAUCAAGUACUGAAUUGGUUAACCAAUUCAAGAUUAAGAGAGAACAACUUGCUAACGAACGCAAUGAUAAAGCUAAGAAAGAGCAUGCACCAAUAGCACAUAAAAGAAAGAAUUCUGAGGAUUUCAUUCCACAACAAGGAAAGAGUAAAUUGCCUAAGUACAAAUCAGUAAUUCAUUCGUCUUCGAGGGAAGAGCUUGGUACCUCACAUAUGGUUGUUGGGAAAGGACAAACUAAAAAGAGCUUAUUUCAAUCCGGAGAGUCCAUUCAAGAGAAAGGAACUAAACUUCCUGUGCACAACUUUAGGUUGCAAACGUCUUCCAAGAAAGGUGUUACUACUUCAGUACAUGUGACUGGGGAAACACUUGGUAAUGCAGAGGAACAACAUGAUAUUCAAGAUCUACUAAACUUCAAACAGGUGAAGAGAAAGUCGGUCCUACCGGCCAGAAGUCUUGAUCAGUUUCUGGAAGAACAACAGCUACAAAAAGAACAUGAUAUUCAUGAUCUACCAAACUGCAAGCAGGUAAAGAGAAAGUCAGUCAUACCAGCUACUAGUCUUGAUCAGUUUAAAAAAAAACAAGCAAUACACAUAGAUGAUGAAACAAAAACUGAUAACCACAAAGUAGCUGAUGAUCUUGUGGAUCAAGAAGAAAUCGGAGGGGAUAAGUGUGCUAUAGACGAGGAAAUUGGCAUUGAUUGUGGUAUAGAAGGAAUAUUGGAGCUGAAAAAAGUUCGAGGAAAAACAACAUGUAAGGAUAUUCACGCAAGAAAUUUGGAAGAAAGAAAGAAGGUGACAUUUGAUAAAGGACAAGCAGUGGGACCAACUGUAGAAGGAAAGAAGUGGGUGAUGACUAGUCUUCGUGAUGCUUGGAGGCGAUACAAACAAAAAAUUAAAGAUAGAUAUUUUGAUAAAAAUAGUACCGUUGAGGAUAUGCUAGCAAAACGUCCUGAUGACAUGCCAGAAGAACAAUUCCGUCAAUUGAUCAAGUAUUGGAAACACCCAACUGUUCAAGUAAGGCUAAAAUAG
Messenger RNA from Solanum verrucosum, 1116 nucleotides. RefSeq lists its product as uncharacterized. The transcript has 3 exons. NCBI's taxonomy places the organism in Eukaryota, Viridiplantae, Streptophyta, Magnoliopsida, Solanales, Solanaceae. Bases 1 to 1116 code for a protein of 371 amino acids. The record is from RefSeq and is a predicted model, not a curated record.